Molecule: messenger RNA, 1188 nt
Organism: Bipolaris maydis ATCC 48331
Lineage: Eukaryota; Fungi; Ascomycota; Dothideomycetes; Pleosporales; Pleosporaceae
Product: carbohydrate-binding module family 20 protein
Molecular function (GO): starch binding
Source: RefSeq, a predicted model, not a curated record
AUGUUGUCCAAGAUCUUGCUACCCGUUGUUGCACUUGCAGCCAGUGCCAAUGCGCAUGGCUACCUCACUUCACCCAUGAGCCGAACAGGGCUGAAUGCACAGUCUGGGGCUGAUACGUGCCCCGAAUGCACAAUUCUGGAGCCGGUAACAGCAUGGCCUGAUCUUGACGCCGCAGCUGUCGGCCGCUCGGGUCCUUGCGGGUACAAUGCUCGUGUGUCAGUUGACUACAACCAGCCCGGGCCUCGCUGGGGUUCUGAGCCCGUCAUUACCUACAAGGCUGGGGAUGUCGUCGAUGUACAGUGGUGUGUAGAUGCCAACGGUGACCAUGGUGGCAUGUUCACCUACCGCAUCUGCCAAAACCAAGCUCUUGUCGACAAGCUCUUGACCCCUGGAUACCUCCCUACUGAAGCAGAGAAGCAAGCAGCAGAGGAUUGCUUCCAAGCUGGAGAGUUGAAGUGCACAGAUGUCCCUGGACAGACAUGCGGAUUCAACUCUGACUGCCAGCAAGGCCAAGCCUGCUGGAGGAAUGACUGGUUCACAUGCGGUGGCUUCAACGACAACCUGAAAUGCAGGAGCGUCGACAACGCCCCCCUAAAUUCAUGCUACACCAGCAUCGCAGGCGGCUACACCGUCAGCUCAAAGAUCAAAAUCCCAAACUACACCAGCAACCACACCCUCCUCUCCUUCAAAUGGAACUCUUUCCAAACCCCGCAGGUCUACCUCACCUGCGCCGACAUCAAAAUCACCGGCAGCAGCUCCGGCACCUCCCCACCCCCAACUUCGAGCAAACCCCCUACGUCCUCCUCCAAGCCCACUUCCACCUCCACCUCCACCUCCGCACCCUCCGCAACCCCCACCGCCUGCGCCACCCCCGUCUCCACCGUCGCCGUAACCUUCAACUCCAAAACCACCACCUCCUUUGGCCAAACCGUCAAACUCGCAGGUUCCAUCUCCCAGCUCGGCAGCUGGAACACUGCCAAUGCGCCUGCCCUGUCCGCCGCCCAGUACACCUCGUCCAACCCGCUCUGGACAACCACCCUCAACCUACCUGCAGGCACCAGCUUCGAGUACAAGUACAUCAAAGUUGACAGUAGUGGCGCCGUCACGUACGAGAGUGGGGCCAAUAGACAGUACACUGUGCCUAACGGGUGCGCUAACACUGUCACUGUAGAAGGGACUUGGAAAUAA